Messenger RNA from Pyrus x bretschneideri (Chinese white pear), 2336 nucleotides. Its product is annotated as asparagine synthetase domain-containing protein 1. The record is from RefSeq and is a predicted model, not a curated record. The transcript is spliced from 14 exons. Bases 90 to 2042 code for a protein of 650 amino acids. Gene Ontology annotation, molecular function: asparagine synthase (glutamine-hydrolyzing) activity. Lineage: Eukaryota; Viridiplantae; Streptophyta; Magnoliopsida; Rosales; Rosaceae.
CACAGAGACGGGAUUUUAGUUAAACCCUCAAAACUUCAUCAAUUAGGGUUUAGGGUGGGUGGCAAAUUGGCAAUCAUACACAAGGGGAAAUGUGCGGAAUCGCUUUGAUCAUCUGUGGCAUUCGUUUUGAUCUGUCAUCCCUGCUUCUCAAUUCCACAUCUGCACUCUCCAACUCUGACCAACUUCCGUUCGCCAUUGACGACCUCAGAGAAGCUUUGCGGAGGAGGGGUCCCGAUAGCUUAGGCAGCACGAAGCUUCUUCUCCGUUCAGCCGUUUCGAAUCGUCUCCCGGUGCGAGAAAUUGUGUCUUCCAUUGAGGGGGAAGUAAAGGAGUCUGGUUGCGAAGGCGAUGAAGGCAAUUGUUUCUCUUUGGCAAAUGGUCGAACACAUCUGCAUACACAUUUCAGCACCGUUCCCUGUUCGUCUGCUGAGUUGCACUUCCUGGGUGCCACUUUGCAGCUCAGGGGAGUAAGCUCUGUGGUUCAGCCAUUGAUAGAUUCGGAUAAGAAUAUCCUUGUUUAUAAUGGUGAAAUCUUUGGGGGCAUAGACAUUCGUAGAGAUGAGAACGAUGGCGAAGUUCUUCUGCAGUUGCUGGGAGAGUGCUGUUCGAUUUCUGUUCCAGAUGUUCUUUCUAAGAUCAAAGGGCCUUGGGCUAUCAUCUAUUGGCAGGAAAGUUCAAAAACUCUGUGGUUUGCUCGAGAUGCAUUUGGUCGGCGGAGUCUUCUUGUUCACUGGCCAACACUGGAGGACUCUCAGUUUCUGCUGUCGUCUGUAUCACCUUUUUCUUCAAAUGAGCGUUCUUUUGAUUUUGAAGUUGAAAAUGGAACUACGAAGCUGAAUUUUUGGGAAGAGCUCCGAUGUGGAAUAUACAGUAUAUCUAUGAAUGCUCCAGGUCUUGAUGGGAUUUUGGUUGGUGAAGUGCAAAAACAUGAGUGGACAAAUGGUGUACUAGAAGAACUGAUAAAAUGGGAGAGAACUUCUGUCGAACCUAAACCUGAAGACUUACAUAUUUCCCGUUCCAAGACUCUGACAGGGAAAUGUGAUAUGCAGUCAGAUCUAUACAAGCUUCAAUUUCUGUGCCAGCACAGGCCGGUACUGAUUGCUUUAAGGGAAUCUGUUAGGCGACGCUCUUCACUGCACACAAUUUUUCAGGCAGGUAGACAUGAUAUGGAAAAGGAAUUUGUACCUGUGGCAGUUCUUUUUUCUGGUGGAUUGGAUUCUAUGAUAAUUGCAGCCUUGUUACAUGAGUGCCUUGAUCUGAGCUAUGAUAUUGAUCUACUUAAUGUGAGCUUUGAUGGUCGGUCUGCUCCUGACAGAAUCUCUGCCAGGGCAGGAGUAUGCGAACUGAGAAGAAUUGCACCUUCAAGAAAGUGGAAGCUUGUGGAGAUCGAUGCUGAAUUGUCAACAUUGACCUUUGAAACAAAGCAUGUCAUGUCGCUCAUAAAUCCUGCUAACACCUACAUGGUACUCAAUUUCAUUCUAUGCUUGUGGCUUGCUGCUGGUGGUGAUGGAUGGGUAUAUGAGGAAAAUACCGAUUAUAAUGAUGAGGAUUGUCAAUGCAUCAAGUACAAGUCCAAGGCUAGGAUUCUUCUUGUUGGUUCAGGUGCAGAUGAGCAAUGCGCUGGCUAUGGUAGGCACAGAACGAAAUAUAGAAAUGGCAGCUGGCGUGCACUAAACGAUGAAAUGAAAUUGGACAUGCAGAGAAUUUGGAAAAGAAACCUUGGGAGAGAUGAUAGGGGCAUUGCUGACAAUGGCAAGGAGGCAAGGUUUCCGUUCCUGGAUGAAGAUGUUAUAAGAAUUUUGCUUGGGUUUCCUCUCUGGGAGGUUGCCAACCUUGAUCAACCGAGCGGGAUAGGAGAUAAGAAGAUUCUGAGAGGGGUCGCAGAAUUGCUUGGUUUGUAUGAAGCUGCUUCUCUGCCUAAAAGAGCUAUACAGUUUGGUUCAAGAAUUGCAAGGGAAUCAAACCGAAAGAAUUACGGAAGUAACCGUGCAGCAAAUCAAGCAUCUGCAGGAAGUGCAGUGAUUCACAAACGGUUGGACUGACAUGGCUUAAGUGGGAUUCUUUGAUGCAGCGUAGAUGCGUACAUGUUUAUGAUUGAAUUGGAAAUGGAAGAUCUUGGAAGAGUCGGGAACAACGUUGUUUUAUGCACAUUCGCAUGCAUGUCUCUCCGUUUCUUUGGCGCUUAAUCGCUUAUUAAUUUGUAUUAACUUGGCCUUGGGAAUAAUUUGACCUUCUUUUAUUGAUCUGGUGUCUCGUUAUGUAUCAGUUUUUGUGCGGAAAGAACCUGUUUGGAACCAUGGAACUAAUCAAACGGUAGCACUUGGUGUUUCGUUAGA